Staurois parvus is the source of this 324-nucleotide messenger RNA. The record is from the annotation of a GenBank genome assembly. Lineage: Eukaryota; Metazoa; Chordata; Amphibia; Anura; Ranidae.
UGCGCUGUGUCCCUGGGACACAGCGGAUCACCGAUCAACGGGAAGAGCCAAAGAUGUCGGCUCGGUCAUGUGAUCAGCUGUGUCCAAUCACAGCUGAUCAUAUCAUUACUCACAGGGGAUAUAUACACUGAUCAUCAGGGCACUGAUGAUCACUGUAGCCCCAGCAGUGCCACCUGUCAGUGCCCAUCAAUGCCACAUACCAGUGCCUACCAGUGCACAUCGAUGCCACAUAUCAGUGCCCAUCGGAGCUGCCUUUCAGUGCCGCCAAUCAGUGCCUGUCAGUGCUGCCUAGCAGUGCUGCAUAACAGUGCCAGUCAGUGCCAC